Molecule: messenger RNA, 933 nt
Organism: Rhipicephalus microplus (southern cattle tick)
Lineage: Eukaryota; Metazoa; Arthropoda; Arachnida; Ixodida; Ixodidae
Product: glycoprotein 3-alpha-L-fucosyltransferase A
Cellular component (GO): membrane
Molecular function (GO): fucosyltransferase activity
Source: RefSeq, a predicted model, not a curated record
AUGCUGGUCGGGCCCUGGGCGGACUUUAUGGACGGCCGCAGACGGUUCCUGCACGACCGGUGUCCUGUGGACGACUGCUACCUGUACAACAACUACAACGACGUCCAGAGGAGCACCGAGUUGGCUGCCGUCGUCUUCAGAGGCGGCUACAGCGGGCCUUCGCUGGGCUUCAAGAGGAAGCAGGUGUGGAUCCUGCAUCUGCUGGAGAACCCGCUACACACGGAGUAUAUGGUGGACGAGGGAAGAGGCAUCGACUGGGUCGCCAGCUACCGUGCCGACUCGGAAAUCGUGACGCCGUACUCGAAAUUUGUGCUCUACGACCCGCGAGUGAAGCGUAUCAGACGCGAUUACAACUACGCCCAGAACAAGACCAAGAUGGCCGCCUGGUUCGUGUCGAACUGCGAAACCACCAACAAGCGCCUCGAGUAUGCGCGCAAACUAAGCGAGUAUGUACAGGUAGACAUCUAUGGCGCAUGCGGACCCCAUGAGUGCUCGCGGUCGCAAGGCAAGAGGUGCGGUGAGUUGCUGGAUAGGGAUUACUUCUUCUAUCUCUCCUUCGAGAACGCCAACUGCAAGGACUACAUCACCGAGAAGUUCUUCAACGCCCUCAAACGUAACGUCGUCCCCGUGGUGAUGGGCGCCUCCCGCGAGGAGUACCGGGCCGCGGCUCCGUACCACUCGUACAUCCACGUGGACGACUUCGCGUCUCCCAAGGAGCUGGCCGAGUACCUUCGCCAUCUCAGCAGCAACCAUUCGCUGUACAACCAGUACUUCGAGUGGAAAGGCACCGGGGAGUUCGUGAACACGUACUUCUGGUGCCGGCUGUGUGCCAUGCUGCACGCGCCGCCACCACCUGCGGAGACACGGCGCACCCUGGAGGUGUACAAGUGGUGGAAACACAAUGCGUGCACGACGGUGGACAGUUCACGCUGA